UCCAUACAAACCUAUGUGGUGACGUCAGCCAGUUUCCGCUGUCAUUCCCCUCUGUGCCUCUCAGCUAUCAGAAUAGCUGCGUGAACAAAAGUGUCGAUUGAGCCACCCUUUCGGAUUUAAACUUUACUUUUGGCCAAAUAACUCGAAGAAUGGAGUUGGACUUAUGGAAUUAAAGCUGGGCGCGUUUGCAAUGGAGGUUUUGUUGCUGAAAUUACUGCUUUACAGUAGCUGGUUCGCGGUCCAUGGUUCCCCCUUGCUGCUCUUUGCCAACCGUCGGGAUGUGCGUCUGGUGGACGCGGAGGCUGUGCGCGCAGAGUCGGCGGUAGUGGUCAGUGACCUGGAGGAUGCGGCGGCUGUGGACUUCCUCUAUUCGGAGGGUCUGAUCUUCUGGACGGACGUCAGUGAGGAGGCCAUCAAGCAGACCUACUACAACCAGUCUAGUAACUCAGUAAAAGAGGCAACAUUGGGCACGGGUCAAAAGGUGGUGGUGUCAGGCCUCGAAUCCCCCGAUGGACUGGCAUGUGAUUGGCUGGGACGCAAACUCUACUGGACGGACUCCGAGACGAACCGCAUCGAGGUGGCUAACCUGGAUGGCACAUCGCGGAAGGUGUUGUUUUGGCAGGACCUGGACCAGCCCCGGGCCAUCGCCCUGGACCCAGCCCACCGGUACAUGUACUGGACAGAUUGGGGUGAGGAGCCGCGCAUCGAGAGGGCAGGGAUGGACGGCAGCAGCCGGAAGAUCAUCGUUGAGGUGGACAUCUACUGGCCCAACGGCCUCACCAUUGACCUGGACGAGCAGAAACUCUACUGGGCCGACGCCAAGCUAAGCUUCAUCCACCGCGCCAACCUGGAUGGCUCUGCACGGGAGACGGUGGUGGAGGGCACCCUGACCCAUCCGUUUGCCCUCACGCUCUCCGAUGAGACAUUGUACUGGACGGACUGGCAGACACGCUCCAUUCACGCCUGUAACAAGCACUCGGGGGACAAGCGGCGAGAAAUCCUCAAUGGCAUCCACUCACCCAUGGACAUCCAGGUCCUCGCCCAACAAAGACAGCCAAACUUCCAAACGCCCUGCAGUAAUGGGAAUGGCGGCUGCUCCCACCUCUGCCUGCUGUCCCCCCUGCAGCCCUUCUACAGCUGCGCCUGCCCCACUGGAGUCAAGCUCAAAGAGGACGGCAAGACGUGUCGCCCAGCCGCCGAGGAGGUCCUGCUAUUAGCUCGCCGCACAGACCUUCGCCGCAUCUCUCUGGACCUGCCAGACUUCACUGACAUUGUGCUGCAGGUCAGUGACAUCCGCCACGCCAUUGCCAUCGACUAUGACCCUGUAGAUGGCCACGUGUACUGGACGGACGAUGAGGUCAAAGCCAUCCGCCGUUCCCGCAUCGAUGGUAGCGAGGCCCAGACACUGGUAACCACGGAGAUCAACCACCCGGAUGGGAUUGCGGUGGAUUGGGUGGCCCGCAACCUGUACUGGACAGACACAGGCACAGACCGAAUUGAAGUGACCCGGCUCAAUGGGACCUCACGGCGCAUUCUGAUCUCCGAGAACCUGGAGGAACCGCGGGCCAUUGUGUUAGACCCUGUCAAUGGUUACAUGUACUGGACGGACUGGGGUGAGAAGCCCAAAAUCGAGCGUGCGAACCUUGAUGGAACUGAGCGCCUUAUUCUCCUGAACACCUCCUUGGGCUGGCCCAACGGUCUGGCCAUCGACUACACUGCAGGAAAGCUGUACUGGGGGGAUGCAAAAACGGAUAAGAUUGAGGUGAUCAACAUCGACGGCACGGGGAGGAUGACCCUGCUGGAGGACAAGCUGCCACACAUCUUCGGCUUCACGCUGCUCGGCGACCACAUCUACUGGACGGACUGGCAGCGGCGGAGCAUCGAGCGCGUCCACAAGCACACGGCCGAGCGCGAGAUCAUCAUCGACCAGCUGCCUGACCUCAUGGGCCUCAAGGCCACCAAAGUCACCGAGACAUCCGGAACCAAUGGGUGUGCGGAGACCAAUGGCGGCUGCAGCCACCUGUGUUUCCACCGUCCGCAGGGCCUGCGCUGUGCCUGCCCCAUGGGCCUGGAGCUGCUGAGUGACCUGCGCACCUGCGUGGUGCCCGAGGCCUUCCUGCUGUUCACCAACCGCGCCGACAUCCGCAGCAUCUCGCUGGGCACCAACAGCAACGACGUGGCCAUCCCCCUCACCGGCGUCAAGGAGGCCUCUGCCCUGGACUUUGACGUGGCCGAGAACCGCAUCUACUGGACCGAUGUCAGCACUAAGACCAUAAGCAGAGCCUUCAUGAAUGGCUCCUCAGUGGAACACGUGAUUGAGUUCGGUCUGGACUACCCUGAGGGCAUGGCUGUGGACUGGAUGGGCCGGAAUGUCUACUGGGCCGACACUGGCACCAACCGCAUCGAGGUGGCCCGUCUCGAUGGCCAGUACCGGCAGGUUCUUGUCUGCAAAGAUUUAGACAACCCGCGUUCCCUUGCCCUGGACCCAGCUAAUGGCUACAUGUACUGGACGGAAUGGGGCGGCAGGCCGAGGAUUGCCAGGGCACACAUGGACGGGAGCAACAUCGUGACUCUGGUGGAUAAAGUGGGCCGCGCCAAUGGCCUCACCAUCGACUACAUAGACCAGCGGCUCUACUGGACCGACCUGGACACCAACAUGAUUGAGUCCAGUAACAUACAGGGUGAGGAUCGGGAGAUCGUGGCUGACGACCUGUCGCAUCCCUUUGGCCUGACGCAGUACAGCGACUACAUCUACUGGACGGACUGGGACCUGCGCAGCAUCGAGCGGGCCGACAAGCGCAGCGGCCUGAACCGCACCGUGGUGCAGCACCACCUGGAGUACGGCAUGGACAUCCGCGUCUUCCACUCCUCGCGCCAGGACGGCUCCAACGAGUGCUCGCAGAACAACGGCCUCUGCGGCCACCUGUGUCUGGCCUCGCCCUCCGGGGCGCAGUGCCGCUGUGCCUCCCACUACACGCUCGACUCCUCCGGACGCAACUGCACAUCUCCCUCCAGCUUCCUGCUCUUCAGCCAGAAGACGGCCAUCAGCCGCAUGGUGCUGGGGGAGCAGAGCCCCGACAUCAUCCUGCCCAUCCACGUGCAGCGCAGCGUGCGGGCCAUCAGCUACGACCCCCUGGAGCACCUGGUCUACUGGGUGGACGGCCGCGGGAACAUCAGACGGGCACGUGAUGACGGAACCCAGUCGUUCUCCGUGGUGUCCACCACACCCGUCUCCCACCAGGCGGACGCGGUCAAGCUGCCCCACGAUCUGAGCCUCGACGCUUACAGCCGCACCGUGUACUGGACCUGCGAGACCACCAACACCAUCAACAUCCAGCGGAUGGACGGGACACCUGUGGGCGUGGUCCUCCGAGAUGACGUGGACAAGCCCCGUGCCAUCGUGGUCAACGCCGAGAAAGGGUACAUGUACUUCACCACAGUGCAGGACCGCUCUGCCAAAAUUGAGGGUGCGUCUCUGGACGGCACGGAGCGAGAGUCCCUCUUCACCACCAGCCUGAUUAGGCCAGUGGCCCUGGCCCUGGACAACAAGCUGGGCAAGCUCUUCUGGGUGGACGCCGACUUGAAACGCAUCGAAAGCAGUGACCUGUCAGGAGCCAAUCGGAUUGUCCUUCAGGACUCCAGUAUGUUCCAGCCUGUGGGUCUCACGGUGCUGGGAGACCACUUGUACUGGAUCGACCGGCAGCAUCAGAUGAUCGAGCGCGUCGACAAGCUGACCGGAGAGAAGCGGACCCGCAUCCAGGGACGGAUCAUCUACCUCACCGGCAUUCACGCAGUGGAGGACAUUGACCCAGAUGAGCUUGCGGCCCACCCUUGUUCCCGUGAUAAUGGCGGCUGCUCCCACAUCUGUAUCGCCAAGGGUGAUGGAACACCACGUUGCUCCUGCCCCAUGCACCUUGUGCUGCUGCAGAAUCUUCUCACCUGUGGAGAGCCCCCUACCUGCUCCACGGAGCAGUUCACCUGUGCCACCGGGGACAUCGACUGCAUCCCCAUGGCGUGGCGCUGCGACGGCUUCGCCGAGUGCGACGACAGCAGUGACGAGGAGAACUGCCCCGUCUGCUCGGCCCUCCAGUUCCAGUGCGAUAAGGGCCAGUGCAUCAGCGCCCAGCUGCGCUGCAACGGAGAGCCCGACUGCGCAGACAACUCGGACGAGCAGGACUGUGAAACCAUCUGCCGGCCCAACCAGUUCCGCUGCAGUAAUAGUCAGUGCAUCCUGAAGAAGCAGCAGUGUGACUCCUACUCGGACUGUGCUGACAACUCUGACGAGAUGUACUGCGAUUCAGAUUUCAUCCCCCCGCCUGGCGAGGACCUUCCUCCGCACACCAGCACCGUGGGCCCGGUCAUCGGCAUCAUCCUGACCGUGUUUGUGCUGGGCGGCGUCUACUUCGUGUGCCAGCGGACGGUGUGCCGCUGCUACAAGGGGCCCAACGGGGCCUUCCCUCACGAGUACAUCAGCGGAACGCCCCACGUGCCGCUCAACUUCAUCGCCCCCAGCAACUCCCAGCACGGCACCUUCACAGGUAAAGGUAUCUCGUGUGGGAAGUCCAUGAUGAGCUCGGUGAGCCUGAUGGGCAGCAGCAGUAGUGGCGCGCCGCUCUACGACCGGAACCACGUCACUGGGGCCUCAUCCAGCAGCUCGUCCAGCACUAAGGGAGCCUUCUACCCCCAGAUUCUCAACCCCCCUCCCUCACCAGCUACAGACCGCUCGCUUUACAAUGCUGAGAUCUUCUACUCUUCAAACAGUCCCUCCACAACCAGAUCUUACAGACCCUACAUGAUGCGAGGCAUGGCCCCGCCCACCACGCCGUGCAGCACGGACGUGUGCGACAGCGACUACACCACCAGCCGCUGGAAGAGCAACAAGUACUACAUGGACCUCAACUCAGACUCUGACCCCUACCCCCCUCCCCCUACGCCGCGCAGCCAGUACCUGUCCGCGGAGGAGAGCUGCCCGCCGUCGCCCUCCACCGAGCGCAGCUACUUCCACCUGUGCCCCCCGCCGCCCUCGCCCUGCACGGACUCCUCAUGACACCCAGCCACGGGGGCAGGGUGGGAACUGAACAAAUGAACUAACUCACUAACAAAGCCAUCAAUCUGUACAUAGGUUACUUUUGUUUUGUUUUGUUUUGUUUUGUUGUUGUUUUUGUUUUGGACAAGAAAAUGUGGAGAGAGAGAGGGAGAACGCAAUCCCAUCCCCUCCAAUCUUGCUCUUGUUGUGGCUGCAUGACCAUGGACAGAAGCGUCUGCAAGAUACCGUACCAGAACCUUGGAGGGAGAAACAUGGACAUAUGACUGAAUGGGACCGGGAGGGAGCAGUACAGCACAAGCCAGCAUACCGCCCAGCUCUGUAUGGGAGUUAGGAAAUCAAUAUGUACAACUGAAAAAUGCGGACCUACGUAUAUUCUAAUUUUGGCUUCAAUCAACUCAAGAACACAGAGUAACAAUUAGGUGAAUUUGGCUUUUAAAAACUGGACAAAUGUCAAGCCUAGUAAUAUAACAAGGUCUCUACUUAUAGAAAUACUUGUUAUCCAGAUAUUAAAUUAUUCUUCAACUGUCCAAAUUAAUCUAAAAUACCAAAAUGAUUUUUAAGAUAUUGUAAAUAUGUGUAAUUAAGUAUAUAAUAUUUUUGUUAUGGCCACAGGAAUUUGUUUUGGUAUGUGAAUAUAAAAUGUACCCGAGCAUUUGGUUUGGUUUUAUUGAGUUUACCAAAAGUGUGUUUGCUGCUAUUGUACAUAUAUCCUAUGAAUAGUGAUUACAACAUUUGUCAGAAUCUUUGCUUUUGCAUUUGAGAAUAGAUAUGGUAAUGAAAUGUUAAAUAUAAUGUUAUUAAUCUCAUAUUUCAGAUUUGGGUUGUAUAGAUUAUAUGAAUACACAUGUGAAUUACUUUCUUAUUUUGAAGGAGUCCAAAUGAUGGUUAUGUAAGGAUCUCGGUUAUGGCUGUGAUCCUGCCAUUACUGUGUUAUACCAUUAAUGUUUUAGCAGUGUCUGUUUGCCCCCGAGUUGGUACGGCAAGGUAUCCACAGCAAAUAUUCCAUCUGAUCGCAUUUGUUUUGGGAUACUUUUAGAUACACAAUUGAGCCUUUUCUUGAAAAUUGGUUUGAAGCAAGGGUUUGCACUGAUACAGUUAAAUAAUUGUGUUGUCAGACCAAUUUGCCAAAAAGAAGGAAAACCACUUUUAUCACACACUAUUUUAAUGGUUUUGUGUCCUUAAACAGACCACAAUCCUGACAUUGUUUAUGAGAUCAGACUGAGUCAAAAAAUAGUUCACAAUAUGUAGAUGUAUUGAACCUGGAAAGGCUGACUGCUCAACAGAACCUAAGCUAAUUGUCUGUCCACAAUAAGCCAGUAAUUGUAGAUGUUGCUAUUAUUUUUGCAGCCUUCGUGUUUCAUUUCUUUGUGUUGCCAAAUCUUCAUGAAGAUAGCGGGAGGCAGCUGCUUCCCAGUUUUUAAGUGGUCUAAAAAGAGCAUGUUUGUGAGUCUGGUCCAUGUCCUACUUAAACCCUUUUUGUCAUUUGUGUUCUUUUUACUAUUCAAAUUGAGAGUGUGAUAUGUGAUGCAAAGUUUAAGUGUUUCAUUGUAAAAUCCAGCUUUUAGGUUGAACAUGUGAUCAAGCAUGUUCAGCCAACACUAAGCACUUACAAAAAAGAGAAAGCGUCCUUUUCAGUCAUUUUGAUUGUAGAUGUGUGUGUGUGUCUGUGUGUCUGUGUGUCUGUGUGUCUGUGUGAGAGAGAGAGAGAGAGAGGAAGAGAGAGAAUGUGAAUGAGUGUAUAUUCUGGAAAAACUACUUGCAGAAGUAGAGCCAUGUAAAAAUGUUCCUCUAACCAGACCUCUAUUUUAGCUGAAGCUUCUUUGCUUCUUUUAGUAUGAUUAAUGAUUUCACUUGUGCAAGUAUUCAAUAAAUACAGAAAUCUCUGCUGCUCACGGGGACAAAUACAAGAAAGAAAGAUAUUUUAAUUCACAGUUUGUUUAUAGUAAAUGCUGAGGUAAAAAAAAAAAAUGAAAGUAAAAGAUUAUGCUGCUUGUAGUAAUACCAGCAACCUGUUAACAUGGAUUUCUCUCUGAAAAAAAUAAAUAAAAUAAGUGAUGUUCUCAGCCUGUACCUGGAUAUCAGCCAUCACUCUUGCCUGUGGCAUAGUCUGUGAGGAUGGCAUAUGGUCUGUUGAAGCAUGUCUAUCGUGAAAAGGAGGUUCCUCAACCUGGCCAUACUAAAAUGGACCUUUGUAUUAACAAAACUGUGGAAGACAUUUCCAACCCCAACGCAUUAACACUCUGUGUCUUGGUCUUUGUAAAGCCUCAUAUAGAUUACUCUCGUGACAAUUUUUGUAUCAAAAGCAUUUUUAUAUAUUAAAGGUUCUAUUUU
Molecule: messenger RNA, 7378 nt
Organism: Sardina pilchardus (European sardine)
Lineage: Eukaryota; Metazoa; Chordata; Actinopteri; Clupeiformes; Clupeidae
Gene: lrp5
Product: low density lipoprotein receptor-related protein 5
Exons: 24
Coding region: 164-5047 (1627 amino acids)
Biological process (GO): canonical Wnt signaling pathway
Molecular function (GO): Wnt receptor activity; Wnt-protein binding
Source: RefSeq, a predicted model, not a curated record